AAGCGUGAGAAAGAGUCGGCGCCGCAGCGAUCUGGUGGGUGACGGCGAUGCCCGGAGAGCGAGGCAACAUCGCGACCAUUGGCGGGACCCCACAGUAAAAGAGCUCCUCGCUUUGCCCUCCAAACUUCGCACUCCCAAACUUUCAGGGGAAAAGGAAGGAGAGCCUCGGGCUUUGAAGAAGAAAGCGGACGCCUUCUCCGUGCUUGUGUGGGGGAAGACUUAGGAAUAACGGUGCAUUUCUUGCGGACUCUCCAGUUUAGUCCGUCCAAGGCUUCGUAAGAUCAUCUAGCCGUGGCUGUGACGGGACAAUAUCAAACGCGGCUGCCUUACUGUUAAAUCAGUGCGGUGAAAAGCGCUCGCGUGGUUUUAGCCUCCGGCUGGCUCUUUAAAUCCCGCCUAUACCUGGUGAUUUCCUGGCCACUGAGAUGUUUUGAAUGCUGAAAUUUUCUUUCUAACAAUGAAUGAUUCACAAUCAUCAUCCUUGACUGCAAUGCCUAAUAUUACGUGUGAUGGAGAAAAAGAAAACGUAUUCUUUUCUGCCACCUUCAUGACUGUUGGGAUUUUAUCCAAUAGCCUUGCAAUAGUAAUUCUCAUGAAAGCAUAUAAGAGGUUUAAGCAGAAAUCAAAAGCAUUGUUUUUGUUUUUUGCCAGUAGCUUGGUUAUCACAGACAUGUUGGGCCAUCUCAUCGCUGGAACUAUUGCGGUAUUCGUAUAUGCAAAUGAAAACAUAAGGAAAGAAUUAUGUCAAUCAAAAAUAUUUUGCAAUUUUUUUGGUAACUGCAUGGUGUUUUUUGGACUUUAUCCUCUUUUUCUGGGCAGUGUGAUGGCUGUGGAACGCUGCAUUGGAGUGACAAAACCAAUAUUUCAUUCAACAAAAAUGACUUUUAACCAUGUAAAAAUAAUAUUUACAAUGGUGUGUCUUUUUGCUAUUUUCAUAGCUUUGCUGCCAAUACUGACAUCAAAGAAUUAUACGGUUCAAGCAUCAAAAACCUGGUGCUUCUAUCAAACAUCUGAUGUUAGUGAUUGGGAAGAUAGAUUUUACCUCUUACUUUUUUCAUGUUUGGGUUUUUUGGCCCUUGUUAUUUCACUUUUGUGCAAUGCCGUGACAGGAACGACACUUUUAAGAGUCAAAUUUAAAAGUCAACAUAGACAGGGCAGAUCUCAACAUUUUGAAAUGAUCAUUCAGCUCUUGGGUAUAAUGUGUGUCUCUUGCAUUUGCUGGACUCCUUUCCUGGUAAUCAUGGCUAUUAUUGGAAUAAGUGGAAAUACCUCCAAAAAAAUAGUAUCCUCUGAAACUAUAAUUUUUGCUCUUCGAAUGGCAACGUGGAAUCAAAUAUUGGAUCCAUGGGUAUAUAUUCUUUUGAGAAAAGCUGUUCUUCAAAAAUUGUAUGAGAUUGCUAGAAGAUUUUGUGGAGUACACCUCGUUCAUUUGUCUACAUGGGAACUCAGUUCCAUUAAAAAUUCUUUAAAAGUGGCAGCCGUUUCAGAUUCACCAAUUAGUUCCAAGCUGACAAAUCAACAAAUCAGUAUAAGAGUACCAUAAAGUGAAGCACAGAAAAUGAUGAAAGUAAAGGUUUAUAAUUGAAACCCAAGAAGUGGCUCCAAUUAUAGAUAGGUCUCAAUCUGGAAUUGCUAGUACAAGAUGCUUGACUUGUGAAUAUAAAGAAUUUUUUUUAUUGGACAUGCACAGCCAUAUCUAGUGUCAAAUACAGGUAGUUCUAGAUUUACAAGAGCUUGUUUAGUACUGUUCAAGUUACAGUGGCACUGAAAAAUAUGA
This is a messenger RNA of Thamnophis elegans (Western terrestrial garter snake), 1777 nucleotides long. RefSeq names its product prostaglandin F receptor (gene PTGFR). Bases 458 to 1543 code for a protein of 361 amino acids. The record is from RefSeq and is a predicted model, not a curated record. Gene Ontology annotation, biological process: inflammatory response; adenylate cyclase-activating G protein-coupled receptor signaling pathway; positive regulation of cytosolic calcium ion concentration. The transcript is spliced from 3 exons. Lineage: Eukaryota; Metazoa; Chordata; Lepidosauria; Squamata; Natricidae. Gene Ontology annotation, molecular function: prostaglandin F receptor activity. Gene Ontology annotation, cellular component: plasma membrane.